UCCACCCCCUCGACCCCCUCACCUAAAAUGUCCCUCACCCAAGCGCUCAAAGAGCGUAUCCGCCGGCCCAGCCUUUGGUCAAGGAUCACAACACCGGAGGCCGUCGUCCCUCUCUUCAAGAAUGGGAUGUCUGUAGGCUGGUCCGGAUUCACCGGUGUCGGCUACCCCAAGCGCACUCCUAUCGCCCUCGCAGAGCAUGUCGAGGCAAAGGGCCUGCAGGGACAGCUUAAGUUCGACCUCUACGUUGGGGCGAGCAGUGGGGCUGAGACGGAGAACCGAUGGGCCAAAAACGACAUGAUCGACAGGCGGUACCCCCAUCAGGUCGGAAAGGACAUUGCCAAGGGAAUCAACGAGGGCCGUAUCCGGUUCGCGGACAAACACUUGUCUAUGUUCCCACAGGAUCUCUCGUACGGUUUCUACACCAAGGACAAGCCCGGUAACAAGCUCGAUAUCGUCAACGUCGAGGCUACCGCUAUCACCGAGGAUGGGCAUAUCGUCCCCGGUGCGUCGGUCGGUGCGACCCCCGAGAUGGUGCAAAUGGCAGACAAGAUCAUCGUCGAACUGAACACUGCGCUGCCCUCCUUCGAAGGUCUGCAUGAUAUUACUACGACCACGCUGCCACCGAACCGCAAGCCGUACCUUAUCAUGCGUGCUAGCGACAGGAUCGGCACGACCGCUAUCCCUUGCGACCCGGAGAAGAUCGUCGCGAUCAUCGAGAGCGACCACCCUGAUAACACGGGCGAGAACCAGCCAGAGGAUGAUGUUAGCCGGGCUAUUGCUGGUCACUUGAUCAACUUCUUCCAGGAGGAGUUGGACGCUGGCAGGCUCCCGAAGAGUCUCCUUCCUAUCCAGUCUGGAAUCGGGAACAUCGCCAAUGCAGUUAUUGGUGGUCUGGCUGAAGCGCCGUUCGAGAACGUCCAGGUGUGGACUGAGGUGCUCCAGGACACUUUCAUUCAUUUCUUCGAAUCUGGCAAGCUGACAUUCGCGACUGCCACGUCCAUUCGCUUCUCGCCCGAAGCUUUCAGGCACUUCUACGACAACUGGUCCAACUAUUACAACAAGAUCCUCCUUCGUUCUCAGCAGGUUGCCAACUCCCCCGAGAUCAUCCGCCGGCUCGGUGUCAUCGCCAUGAACACACCCCUCGAAGUGGACAUCUACGCGCACGCCAACUCGACCUGCGCGCUCGGUUCCCGCAUGCUGAACGGUCUAGGUGGCUCCGGUGACUUCCUCCGUAACGCAAAGUACAGUAUCAUGCACUUGCCCUCUGCGCGCCCGACUAAGACCGACCCAACGGGUAUCACCGGCAUCGUCCCCUUCUCGUCGCACAUCGAUCACACGGAACACGAUCUCGACGUCAUUGUCACUGAGCAGGGUCUGGCCGAUCUCCGUGGUCUCUGCCCGAGGGACAGGGCUCCGCUUAUCAUCCAGAAGUGUGCCCAUCCCGACUACAGGGACAGCCUCAUGGACUACUACGAGCGCUCGCUGCACGAGUGCCUGAGGGCUGGCAGGGGUCAUGAGCCGCACAUGCUGAGGAACGCAUUCAAGAUGCACUUGAAUCUGAUGGAUAAGGGCUCCAUGAAGGUAGACAAGUGGGAAUAA
Molecule: messenger RNA, 1599 nt
Organism: Dacryopinax primogenitus
Lineage: Eukaryota; Fungi; Basidiomycota; Dacrymycetes; Dacrymycetales; Dacrymycetaceae
Exons: 5
Biological process (GO): acetate metabolic process
Cellular component (GO): mitochondrion
Molecular function (GO): acetate CoA-transferase activity; acetyl-CoA hydrolase activity
Source: RefSeq, a predicted model, not a curated record